UACAUCCCGAAAGAUAUGCUGACCAGUACAAUGACUGUGACUUUUCUCGGAACCUCGAGUGGUGGAGGCCCUAGUACAUCCCGCAACUGUUCAUCUCUCGUUGCUGAUGUUUUAGGCGAUGGAUCCCUUUGGAUGGUUGAUUGUGCAGAAGGGACUCUUCGUCAGUUCCAGCUACAGCCACACAGUGCAGAUCGUUCCAAUCCCCGAUUGUCACAAGUCAAAAAAAUAUUCAUAACGCAUAUGCAUGCCGACCAUGUUAUGGGAAUAGUUCCUAUCCUCCGGAAUCUCCUGUUUCCUGUACCAGUGGGCGAGAACGCCGAUAAGCUACAGGCCCUUCGAAAACCUGUGAGCUUCGAGUGUUCUUAUGCCAUAGAGAUUUAUGGGCCAGCUGGAAUACGGACAUUUAUUCGAAGUAUACUCAAAAUGACCUUCACCAGAAUGUCUGACAAUUACGUUGUUCAUGAACUUUUAGCGUCCGCAGACCAAGCGACAUCUUGUGAUCCGAAAGUUAUGCACCCGAACGAGGUUGCUGGCGAGGAUAUCUUUUGUUCUGCUGGAGACGGAUUGUGGAGAGAGGUAGCUCAGGGCAAAGGUAUCUUUGGACCAGUAGUGGUUGAUGCAGGACCUAUUAUACACCGAGAUCCAUGCAUUGGUUAUGUUUUUAGGGAGACCGCUAAACCUUUUCGUAAAAUAGUUAUACUCGGAGACACCUGUGAUCCAUCCGCGAUGACACCUUUAUGCCUAGAUCCCUCUCCGUCGCUUCUAAUUCACGAAGCUGCAGACGCACACAUUCCUCAAGAAAUUGAUCCAAAAUCUAAAAGAUCCUAUGACGUGGUGAAAGAAAAGGCUCUGGCUAGAGGACAUUCGUUACCCGAGAUGGCCGGAGCGUUCGCAAGAACCAUCGGUGCUCAGAAACUUGUACUGAACCAUCUUGGAGGAAGGCAAGCAUCUCAGUGCUCAAGCAUUCCCAUUCGGUCCAAUGUCAUAGCAGAAAUUGAACGACAAGCGACUGGAGCGUGGGGAAUGGGUACCGCUCGCGCUGCUUGGGACUUUAUGCGUGUUGCUAUCCCC
Molecule: messenger RNA, 1071 nt
Organism: Lentinula edodes (shiitake mushroom)
Lineage: Eukaryota; Fungi; Basidiomycota; Agaricomycetes; Agaricales; Omphalotaceae
Product: beta-lactamase-like protein
Exons: 7
Cellular component (GO): nucleus
Molecular function (GO): 3'-tRNA processing endoribonuclease activity
Source: RefSeq, a predicted model, not a curated record